GUUUGAGUCAUUUGAACAGUAUGGCGGCGCCCGUGUGGCGGUGUGAAUCUGUCAUAUGCUGAGUGUCUCGUGUAUUAAUGAGGCUCGAGAAUGAAGCUCUGAAUGGAUAUUUAAUAUCGAUCACACUGAACGGAUCGCAGUACAUCUGUAUAUACGUCCCGCUGUUUGUCGUAGUAAUGCUGCUCUCUGUGUGCUCGCGGAGGCCGCUGCUUGAUGCCUGUCUGAUCAGGCUCAGCGUCCGCGGUCUGUUCAGUGAAUCGGGGGUCUGGGAGCGCGACUAUAAGGUGGAGACGCGGCGUCGGGUUGAGCAGUGGUGGCACGGCCGCAUACAGGAACAGUGGCAGAGAGAUGCAGCAGAUCAGAGCUCCCGGAAGAAGUUCUACGUCCUCUCCAUGUUCCCGUACCCAUCGGGUCGGCUGCAUAUGGGCCACGUGAGGGUUUACACCAUCAGCGACACCAUCGGCCACUUCCAGAGGAUGAGGGGCCAUCAGGUGUUGAACCCGAUGGGCUGGGAUGCGUUUGGUCUGCCGGCUGAGAACGCCGCCAUCGAACGAGGCCUGGACCCCGAGGACUGGACCAAGAGUAACAUCCAAUCCAUGCGGAAGCAGCUGGACAGUCUGGGGCUCUGCUUUAAUUGGGAUCGGGAGGUCACUACAUGUCUGCCCGAUUAUUAUAAGUGGACUCAGUAUCUGUUCAUCAAGCUGUUUGAGGCUGGACUGGCCUAUCAGAAAGAGGCGCUGGUGAACUGGGACCCAGUGGAUCAGACGGUUCUGGCAGACGAGCAGGUGGAUGAAAGCGGUCGCUCCUGGAGGUCUGGAGCUCGGGUGGAGCAGAAGCUGCUUCAGCAGUGGUUCAUCAGAACCACCAACUAUGCCAAGCCUCUUCUGGAUGCUUUGGCAGAUCUCCCAGAGUGGUAUGGAGUCAAAAGCAUGCAGGCCAACUGGAUUGGCGACUGCUCAGGCUGCUUUUUCAACCACAUAAUGAAGGUGGAUGGUCGUGACUCAGGUGAGGUGUUGGCUGCAUACACCUGUUCUCCAGAGGCUGUGUUUGGAGCGGCCUAUGUUUCAGUCCUGCCCUCGCACCGGCUGUUGCACGGCUCCAGUGCCCUCAAAACGGCUCUGCUAAGAGCCCUGAGACCCGGCAGAGACAGCCUGACUGAGGUCACGGCCCUCAACUUGUUCACCGGCCGUGAGCUUCCAGUGGUGAUCUCCAGCAAGAAUGAGUUCGACGGACAUCUGGACACUGUCAUAGGCAUCCCAGAGAGCAGUGAGGAGGAUGCAGAGUUGGCUCAGUCUCUGGGUUUGAGCUGGACUUCUGUUCUGAAGACAGAAGAAGACGGGACACAGACUCUAAUGAGCUCAGAUGAGUUCACAGGUCAGAGCCGGGCACAAGCUUUUAACUCCAUUACCCAGAAAGCCCGGGAGAGGAGCGCUGGAGGAUACCUCACUAGUACCAAGCUGCGUGAUUGGCUGAUCUCAAGGCAGCGCUACUGGGGCACUCCCAUUCCCAUAGUGCACUGCGGCACAUGCGGGCCUGUGCCAGUUCCAGUGGAGGAGCUGCCUGUCAUGUUACCUAAAGUACCGCCCCUCUCAGGGAAAGGGGCGUCGCCCUUAAAGACAGCACGGGAUUGGCUGAGAUGCCAGUGUCCGAGGUGUAAUGGGCCGGCGGAGAGAGAAACAGACACCAUGGACACCUUUGUGGACUCCUCCUGGUACUAUUUCAGAUACACUGACCCUCAGAACCCGCUGAGGCCCUUCGAGCGCUCCACAGCGGAUCACUGGAUGCCUGUGGAUGUUUACAUCGGAGGGAAGGAGCACGCCGUCAUGCACCUGUACUACGCCCGCUUCCUCAGCCACUUCUGCAGAGAGCAGGGCAUGGUUUCACACAGGGAGCCCUUCAGAAAGCUGCUGGUGCAGGGUCUGAUCAAGGGACAGACAUUCAGGGUGCCAGAGACCGGCCAGUACCUCAAGAAAGAGGACAUCGACUUCUCAGGUCCGGAACCCACUCAGAGGGACACCGGUGGCCGACUGCAGGUCACAUGGGAGAAGAUGAGUAAAUCCAAACACAACGGGCUGGACCCGCAGGAGGUGCUGCAGCAGUACGGCCUCGACACCAUGCGCCUCUUCCUCCUGUACGCCGCUCCACCCGAGCAGGACAUCUUAUGGGACGUCAAGACGGAUGCCCUCCCAGGUGUAUUGCGAUGGCAGGCCCGUCUGUGGGGUUUGGUCACCAGACUGAGAGCUGCACGCGAGGGUCCAGAGACGCCCAACCCCUCCGUCCUCAACAAGAGAGAACGAUCAGAGGCCAAGAAGAUCUGGGAGAACAAGAACUAUGCCAUCACACAGGUCACAGGUCACUUCACAGAGGACUUCCUGUUUAAUGCGGCCAUCUCUCGGCUCAUGGGCCUGACCAACACACUCUCACAAGCCUCGUCUCGAGUGGUUCUGCACAGUGUGGAGUUUGAGGAGGCUUUGGCAUCGCUCUGUGUGAUGGCGGCACCCAUGUGUCCACACUUAGCUUCUGAACUCUGGGCAGGUUUGUCUCAGGUGAGGAGUCCUCUAAGAAGUGUGCUGUCUGGGAAGGGAAGUGUCCUUCAGCAGCCGUGGCCCAGUGUGGACCCCGAGUACCUACAAACACCCGACACACUCCAGCUGUCCGUACGGAUCAAUAAUAAGGCGUGUGGGAGUGUGUCUGUACCUCGUGAAGUGGCUCAGGACGCACAGAAGGUUCAGGAGCUGGUGCUGAACAGCCCUCUGGGAGUCCGUCUGCUCUCGGAGCGUGUCAUCAAGAAGGCCAUCCUCUCGCCCAGAACGGCCCUCAUCAACUUUCUGGUGGACGAAUGACGCGAUGUGCCUUCCUGGACGUCCAAAAUGGACCGUGCGUGAAAAGACGCAGAUAUCCAAAGAGCCACAUCACUCAAGGAUUUUUUUUUUUUUAAGUGAACAAAUAAGGACAUGGUGUACUGACUUUUCAGUUUUACAAGAUGUUCUUGUUGAGUUGAAAAUGGAAGCGGCUUUGCUCUUUGUUGCUAAAUAUAGAGGAUUUUAGGCGA
Messenger RNA from Carassius carassius (crucian carp), 3052 nucleotides. It is a transcript of the gene lars2, whose product is annotated as leucyl-tRNA synthetase 2, mitochondrial. Lineage: Eukaryota; Metazoa; Chordata; Actinopteri; Cypriniformes; Cyprinidae. Bases 78 to 2843 code for a protein of 921 amino acids. The transcript is spliced from 21 exons. Gene Ontology annotation, molecular function: leucine-tRNA ligase activity; aminoacyl-tRNA deacylase activity; ATP binding. The record is from RefSeq and is a predicted model, not a curated record. Gene Ontology annotation, biological process: mitochondrial translation; leucyl-tRNA aminoacylation. Gene Ontology annotation, cellular component: mitochondrion.